Molecule: messenger RNA, 1669 nt
Organism: Myotis lucifugus (little brown bat)
Lineage: Eukaryota; Metazoa; Chordata; Mammalia; Chiroptera; Vespertilionidae
Gene: NPY1R
Product: neuropeptide Y receptor Y1
Exons: 3
Coding region: 204-1361 (385 amino acids)
Biological process (GO): G protein-coupled receptor signaling pathway
Cellular component (GO): neuron projection; plasma membrane
Molecular function (GO): neuropeptide binding; neuropeptide Y receptor activity
Source: RefSeq, a predicted model, not a curated record
UAGCUAUCCUUCCCGCUUCGAUAAACCGGGAAAAAGACUAAUCCGACAGAGGAUUGUUCAGUUCAAGGGGAUGAAGAAUUCAGAAUAAUUUUGAUAAGUGGAUGCCAAUAUGGGGAAUAAGAAUAAGCUGAACAUUUGAUCUACUUUGAAGAAACAUACUGUCCAUUUGUCUAAAGUGGUUGAUAAUAACCAAACCAAUCAAAAUGAAUUCAACAAUAGUUUUCCAGGUUGAAAAUCAUUCAAUCAACUAUAAUUUUUCAAAGAAUAUUUCCCAGUUUUUGGCUUUUGAAAUUGAUGAUUGUCAUUUGCCUUUGGCCAUGAUAUUUACAUUAGCUCUAGCUUAUGGAGCUGUGAUUAUUCUUGGGGUCACUGGAAACUUGGCCUUGAUUGUAAUCAUCUUGAGACAAAAAGAGAUGAGAAAUGUUACCAACAUCCUGAUUGUGAACCUUUCCUUCUCAGACUUGCUUGUUGCCAUCAUGUGUCUCCCCUUCACAUUUGUCUACACAAUAAUGGACCAUUGGGUUUUUGGUCAGGCGAUGUGCAAGUUGAAUCCCUUUGUGCAAUGUGUUUCAAUCACUGUGUCCAUUUUCUCUCUGGUUCUCAUUGCUGUGGAACGACAUCAGCUGAUAAUCAACCCACGAGGGUGGAGACCAAAUAAUAGACACGCUUAUGUAGCUAUUGCCGUCAUUUGGCUUCUUGCUGUGGCUUCUUCUUUACCCUUCCUGAUCUAUCAAGUCAUGACAGAUGAACCACUCAAGAAUUUUACACUUGAUGGCUACAAGGACAAAUACGUAUGCUAUGAUAAAUUCCCAUCGGAAUUUCAUAGGUUGUCUUAUACCACUCUCCUCUUGGUGCUGCAGUAUUUUGGCCCACUCUGUUUUAUAUUUAUUUGCUACUUCAAGAUAUAUAUACGCUUAAAAAGGAGGAACAACAUGAUGGACAAGAUGAGAGACAACAAGUGCAGGUCCAGUGAAACCAAAAGAAUCAACAUCAUGCUGCUGUCCAUUGUGGUAGCAUUUGCAGUCUGCUGGCUGCCUCUUACCAUCUUUAACAUUGUGUUUGAUUGGAACCAUCAGGUUAUUGCUGUAUGCAACCAUAAUCUCUUCUUCCUGCUCUGCCACCUCACUGCAAUGAUAUCCACUUGUGUCAACCCCAUAUUUUAUGGAUUCCUGAACAAAAAUUUUCAGAGGGACUUGCAGUUCUUUUUUAACUUUUGUGAUUUCCGGUCUCGGGAUGAUGACUAUGAGACAAUAGCCAUGUCUACCAUGCACACAGAUGUUUCCAAGACUUCUUUGAAGCAAGCAAGCCCAGUCGCAUUUAAAAAAAUCAACAACAAUGAUAAUGACCUGAAACGGCUGUAGCCUAUGGUCCCAGCUCACAUCUGUUUCGAAACAAGCACAACCGGCAACAUAUUUUAUUGCCUGUUCAACCAAGGAAUGAGGUUGAACUCAUUGAGGAAAGAUGAAGAUCUUCCUGACUUGAUUUUCACUGCUUUUCUUGUGGUUGUCACAAUUACAUUGGGGGGGGGGGGGGACGUAUGGGCUUUGGAAUCUUCUGACAAAAGUUUUGACCAGACAUCCUUGAAAUGCUUUUUGUAAAUUUAUGCAUAUACUACAAAAACUUUUUAUAUUGUAUUUGUUGGAAUGAACUUUCUUUAAAGUAUUACUAU